Molecule: messenger RNA, 1005 nt
Organism: Ambispora gerdemannii
Lineage: Eukaryota; Fungi; Glomeromycota; Glomeromycetes; Archaeosporales; Ambisporaceae
Source: the annotation of a GenBank genome assembly
AUGGAAAUCGAAACUUGUGAUCCAAAAAUUCUCGAUAUUCAACUUCCCUAUCCACCAACCAUAACUCCCCGAGAAUGUCUCACCACAAAGAAAAAUGGCGAGAUCCCCACAAAAGCGCCCAAUAGUUUUCUGAUUUAUCGUCGAUUAUUCCACGAAGAGAUUCGCGGUCGAGGUUUUUGCCUACAACAACGAGCGCUCUCUUCGAUUAUAUCACGAUCAUGGGAAAAACAAUCACCACAAGUCAAGAAUACUUACAAAGAAUUGGCGAGACAAGCGAAUCUGGAACUUAUCGAAAUUCGUAGAUUAUGUCUGGCCGAUACCUCGCUAUUGACGAGAUCAUAUCCACAGAAACCAUAUCGAAAAGGAGUUUCAUUCGUUUCGCCAAUAAUCGGGAAAUAUCAUAGCUCUUCGAGUAAUCAUAUCAAUAAUAGUAAACAUUCCAGUCAAACUAACUUUCGAAUUCAAAAGAUUAUUCCACCAACUUCUACACCACCACCAUCAUCAUCAGCGGUAGAAUUAAACAAUCAAAAAUUCUCUACAAAUGCACCGUAUCAUAAUCAAUUAAUAUUACCACACCCAGAUUCUCACAAAUACCAUAAUCAACACCGUGCAUUUCAUCAUUCAAAUCACUCUUCUGAAUCAAUGGACUCGGAUACAGAUGAUAAUGUUAGUAAUCAUAGCGACGAGUAUCGAAAACCUUCGAGGUCAAGUUUCUUGGAUAUUGUCUUGAAUGACACUUCGGAAGAACCCAGCAUAACGAAACGUGUAACACAUCAUUAUCAAUAUCCAGAAACGACCAAUUCAUUUGAACAAAAGAUAGUGAAAUAUGAAUUUGUUCCAGAAAUGCGAAAUGAAGUGUCUUCAUCGACUGCUGCCAUCACCCCUCCUCUUUCCAACACAUCGUCGUCAUCAGUACAUAAAGAACACUUAAAAUCCGAAGAUAUCUGUUCGGAAUGUUUCUUGCCAAAAAGCCCCAGUAAUGAUUGCAUUAAAAUGAAUGAAUAA